AUGGUUGCACGAUACAACUUGAAACUCUCACCUCGGUUUUAUGGGCCCUUCCAAGUGGUACAACAUCUGGGAAAGGUGGCUUACCAUCUUAACUUGGCAGCCACUGCGCAGAUCCACCAUGUGUUCCAUGUUUCUUGUCUCAAAAAGAAACUUGGGGCACAGAUCAGGCCCAUUCCCUCACUCCCACUAGUCAACAUCGACGGCGAGAUCCAGCCUAAACCAGAAGCCGUGUUGGACCGGCGUAUGAGGAAGCUGGGCCACCGAGCAAUCACAGAGGUUUUGAUCAAAUGGGUCGGUGCCCCUUUGGAGGAUAGGUGCUGGGAACUCUUGGGGAAGAUGCAAGAACUCUACCCACACCUUGUGGGCAAGAUUCUUUAA
This is a messenger RNA of Carya illinoinensis, 378 nucleotides long. RefSeq lists its product as uncharacterized. The record is from RefSeq and is a predicted model, not a curated record. Bases 1 to 378 code for a protein of 125 amino acids. The transcript has a single exon. Lineage: Eukaryota; Viridiplantae; Streptophyta; Magnoliopsida; Fagales; Juglandaceae.